Molecule: messenger RNA, 1776 nt
Organism: Parasteatoda tepidariorum (common house spider)
Lineage: Eukaryota; Metazoa; Arthropoda; Arachnida; Araneae; Theridiidae
Product: zinc transporter ZIP1
Biological process (GO): zinc ion transmembrane transport
Cellular component (GO): plasma membrane
Molecular function (GO): zinc ion transmembrane transporter activity
Source: RefSeq, a predicted model, not a curated record
UGCUCGCGCUAACAAUAAUCAUUCCUUUCAAAAAAUUUCUGUCACUUAGUGAACAGAGCACCAAAAUUUGUAGCCAUGGAAACUGACAUUUUAGUUGCCAGAGUUGUCUGUUUAUUUUUACUCUUAAUUGGAACACUUAUAUUUGGAAUAUUACCUGUUUUUGUGAAAAAGACCUUGUUCCAAUGUGAUUGCGUUGGAUUAGUCUGCAAGCCAAAUUGCCGUGCCCGAAGGGGUAAGAUUGUGACAUCCUUUCUUAUUUAUUUUGGAGGUGGUGUCCUUCUUGGAACUACUUUCUUGCACCUUUUGCCUGAAGCACGAGAGGGUUUCGAAAAAGAAGAAGAGGCCAUUAAUUGCACUGCUGAGUUCCUGAAUCCGAAACCAACAGAACCAACAAAAGGCGACGAUCAUGACCACGAAAAGUUCCCAAUCCCGGAAUUCAUUGUUUGUAUUGGUUUCUUCGCAGUUUAUCUAUUCGAAGAAAUCAUUCACUUCUACCUCGGUGGACACACCCACGUUCCCAGCGAAAACAGGGCCAUCCGAUCAUUUUCCCGUUCCAAUUCCUGCUCACAACCAGGAUCUCUCGAAAACAGCAUGCGCUCUAAGAGAGCAUCAACGAUAUCAGAAAAAGCAGCUGUCGAUGUUAUGCAGCACUCUAACCUUGGACAAACCUUCUCCCUUGCAGCUCUGCUGACCGUUGCAGCUUUGUCUUUCCAUUCUUUGUUCGAAGGAUUCGCAAUAGGACUACGACCAGAUGCCACGAGCACUUGGAUUGUUUUUGCCGCCAUCUCCGUCCACAAAUACGUGAUUUCUUUUGUUGUGGGACUCGAAGUCCUUGCAACAGGUGGUAAGAACAUGCAUGUGUACACAUACAUGAGUGUCUUUGCUUUAAUGUCUCCUCUCGGAAUGGCCAUAGCCAUGAUCACAGAAAGCAACCUGGAAGAAAGCAAUCCUCUGACCGUAAGUGUUCUGAAUGCCAUUGCUACAGGAACACUUCUAUAUGUCACAUUUUUUGAAAUUCUGCAACGAGAAGAGCACAAGGAUAUUGCAACUUGGGUGCAGUUAAUAGCAACGCUAACAGGGUUUGUUGUCAUGGCAAUCAUGCAAUAUGUAAGCACUCUUGCAUGAGAAUUCACAAUUAGAAUUAUCCAAUUUGCAAUUUUUUAUUGACAAACAAUGAACAGAAAUAUCUACUUGAAACUUGUAAUGAACACUCCAAUAAUAGUAUGAAGCUUCAAUAAUAGAAAUCUAUUUGAAAAUUUUAAUGUGAAAAAUAAUAUGAAUGAUAAUAUGCAACUUUGAUUAUAAUAAUCUACGUGCAAAGUUAACUCUCAAAAUAAUAAUAAUACUUAAUUCCAUUUAUUAUAGUCAAUUCGUCAAACGAAGUAAUAAAUACUUUAAUAUUUUUACCUACGGAUUUUUUUUAUUUGUAAGAAAAAAUAUUAAUUAUUAUGGAAAAGUUUUUAAAACCAACUUUGGAAAUUUAUUUUGUUAAUUUCAAUUUGAAGCAAUUGAACUAAAGCUUACUAGUCGUAAAUAAUCCUUGUAUAAACAAUUUUUUUAUGGUUAUGUGUGUUAAAAAUGUGAUAAGACGAUUGUAGAUUCCUCAUUUUUUGUUAUUACAAAAGACUUUUCAUUGUUGAUCUUGUUUUUGUUCUAUUUUUACCUUAUCGCAUUUAUACUAUCAUAGUCUUUGAGACUGUUUUUUUGUGAAAUGUUGCUGAAGUCUUCGGAGUUUCCUCUUUCAUUAUUCAGAUUACAAUAAAUGUUUUAAUCUUA